This is a messenger RNA of Schistocerca nitens (vagrant locust), 1608 nucleotides long. Its product is annotated as 1,5-anhydro-D-fructose reductase-like. The coding region runs from base 438 to 1439 and encodes 333 amino acids. The transcript is spliced from 8 exons. The record is from RefSeq and is a predicted model, not a curated record. Gene Ontology annotation, cellular component: cytosol. Gene Ontology annotation, molecular function: aldose reductase (NADPH) activity. Lineage: Eukaryota; Metazoa; Arthropoda; Insecta; Orthoptera; Acrididae.
GUUGAGGAAUAACUUUCGUAAAUAAAACAGAACUGAUGCUGCUUUGUGGGAAAAGUGGUGGCAGUGUUUGUAGCACACAUUGUGUUGCAAUGGAGGUUUCCGUGUUUUACUCUGAAUUAGAAAAGUGUAGAUUCAAAUAGCAAUCUGACUAGGGUAUUAAAAUUGUGGAAGUGAGGCUGAAAUUAACUUUAUGUAAAAGAUUUGCGUUAAGGGUUUUGUAGACUUGUUUGAUUGGAUGACAGAGUACUUUAUUGGGUCAUUCCAUGUAGAGAAACUGAGUGGUACCCAACUGACUAUCUGCAUUAUUAGCAGUCGAGUGGGUCCUGCUGUAAGCUGUUAUCUUGCAGUGGGCUAAAUUCAGUUGCUGUUCACAAGUUGCAGCAGUGUGGGGUGGAUUUUCCAGCAUUUCUUGGAGCACCAAAUUUGGCGUAAAAAAGAUGACACCAAAACUGGAGGCUGUGACAUUCUUUAAUGGGCAUAAAAUGCCUGUUGUUGGACUAGGAACAGGGCAGGCUUCUAAAGGUGAUGUUGGGCGUGCUAUUGAUGUUGCCUUGGAAACUGGCUACAGGCACAUUGAUGCAGCUUAUCUGUAUGGAAAUGAAGCAGAAAUAGGGCAAGCUUUAAAAAAAUGGUUUGACUCGGGGAAAUUGAAACGUGAAGAUCUUUUUAUUGUAACUAAGCUUCCAGCUAUUGCAAACCGCGCAGAGUCUGUAGAAAAGUACCUAAAAAAAUCUCUGGAAGCUCUGCAGUUGAAUUACGUCGACUUGUACCUGAUACACCAACCCGUGGGCUUCCAGGAUGUGGGUGGUGAUACUUUCCCAAGAGACAAGGAUGGAAAAGUUCUCUUGGACAUGAAUACUGACAUAAUCAGCCUGUGGAAGGCGAUGGAAGCACAAGUGGACGCCGGUCGAGCCCGUUCCGUCGGGCUGUCGAAUUUCAACUCCGGCCAGAUAAAACGCAUCUGGCAGGCCGCUCGCAUCAAGCCGGCCAACCUGCAGGUGGAGCUGCACAUCUACUUCCAGCAGCGGGAGUUGGCAGCCUUUUGCAAAGCACUCGACGUGACGGUCUGCGCAUUCGCUCCCUUGGGAUCUCCUCAGAUGCCCAACCUGUUCCACGCAAGAGGCGGUGAUGCUAGCAAGUUAGUAAGCUUGAGCCCCAUGACAGAUCCGGUAGUGUCACGUAUUGCAGAGAAGUACAAGAAGACGACUGCCCAAGUGUUACUGCGUCACACCGUACAGCGAGGCAUUGUGGUCAUCCCAAAAAGUGUCAACCCUGAUCGCAUCAAGCAGAACUUCGAUAUUUUCGAUUUUGAACUGACGCAAGAAGAUAUGGAUGAACUAGAUGCUCUUGACAAAGGACCAAAGGGCCGAAUGUUUAAUGAUGCUAUUGCACCAGAAAGAACAAAACAUCCAGAGUAUCCAUUCCACGAGAGAUACUGAUAUUUCAGUAUUUGCAGCACUAGACAAUGUAUUGGAAGCUUUAUCAGGGACGUCUGAUGAAAUUCUUGGCAGCAUAUGUGAUUGCUGCCUUUUCUGCAGACAUUUAUAACAAAAUUUUUGUGAUUAUAUAUUCUCUAAUGAAAUAAUACAAAAGUAUGUUUUUAGUAAA